AUGGGAGCACAAAUACUCGGAUCUGUCUAUAACGCCAAAGAAUUAAUUAAAGACUUUUGGAAUGCCUUGUUAAUAAGUCUGAGUGGUUCGGGAUUAAUUUCAGCAGUUCUUGAUAUUGGUGUUUGGCCGGGAAUAAUUUUAUUAAUUUCGCUGACUGGAUGUAUUCCUUGUGCUCAUGCUGUGGGAGUCUUCCUCUACAUGAUGACACCCCGCGCAUCAGAAACUUUUGAUUCACUCGUUAUAAAACGUUUAUUAGUUUCAUUCGAUGGUGGAAGUUUUUGGCCAAGUUCUAAGGCUAUUUUUGAUGAAAAUAUGAGCGAUGCAGUCGCUGCAGGAAAAAUAGCCGCUGGCGGAUCUCUUUUUAACAACUUACUGGCAAUGGAAGAGAUUAGUAAAUCGUUUCCGGAAAAUGCUCAAUGGACUUCAAUACUCCCUGCUUUUCCGGCAAAUCUUGUAUGA
Molecule: messenger RNA, 459 nt
Organism: Meloidogyne enterolobii
Lineage: Eukaryota; Metazoa; Nematoda; Chromadorea; Rhabditida; Meloidogynidae
Source: the annotation of a GenBank genome assembly